UUUGCUGUCCAAAGUCUUUCUUGUAUGCAGAUUCCUUUGUUUCAUUGAAUUGUUACAGGCUUGACUGCUUCCUAUCUUUGUCUAACGUCAGCAGACCAUAUUCCCAGCUCUCUACACAAUAUUAUAUCCUUCAACCAGACACAUUUGGCAUCAUUAUCAGCGUCAUCAACAACACCAACACCACCACCACAACCACCACCAUGUCUACCACCCAGCAAGCUCUAGAGAGCAAUGCAGUUCUUGGCAACACACUCAUUGAGAUUCUGUCUACCCUCAAGACAAUGCAAAAAGAUCAUGCUCUUCUAGCCGCCAGCGUCGAGAGCUUGCAGAGCAGAGUGGAUGUCUCCAGCACCGUCAAUGAGCUACGUGGAGGGACCGGAACUUCCGGCAGGAACAGAGUCAAAGAAUCCCCAAGCCUGGAUCCCGCACAGCUGGCAAAGUCUGCGAAUGGCGCUGCAUCACCUCCACAAGAGUCAACAGUCCUUGCUCCUCGAGCACCGUCGUCUCCACAUGCGAGGAAGACUUCCAUCACCUCUCGAAUCAUCCUGACUACUUAUCCUGGUCAGUCAGGAAUCGAUCCCAUACCACUUGAAUGGGGUUUAUCAGAUCCUCUUCUGAGAGGCCCAGUGGUCGUCAGCAGACAUCAGAACACCAUCCGAAGAAGGAAUGCAAUUGGCGCUCACGGAGGUUCGUAUUCCAUCUACCAUGCUUUGGCCGUUGCCAGCAACAACCUCGAUCUCGAGCAUAAGCCGGACUUUACCAAUACCGAGCCAGCUGUAUCUAUUGGCCCCUUUCCUUCCUGGGGCGAUGGAAAGAAGAUAGUGGCCAUGGAUCCAUUUGGCCAUCUGGCUCCCUGGCUGUACAAAGAUAACAUCCAAGGACAAGACGUCGACAUUCGACCUACCAUUGCAGUCACCAGAGCACACAUGAAGAUUCCCGAACUUGAACAAUCAGUCAAGGCUGGCCGCCUCAAGCCGGAUGGAAAAAUCUGUCUUAACGAAUCUGGAGAAUUGAACGUGACCAAAUUCGCUGUCGAGCCUGUCUGGUAUCUUCCAGGAGUGGCUGAGCGAUUUGGGAUCGAGGAGGCCGCGCUUCGUCGCGCUCUGUUCGAGCACACUGGUGGGUCAUAUCCUGAGCUGAUCACCCGGAACGACAUCAAGGUCUUUAUGCCUCCAAUCGGCGGUUUGACAGUCUACUGCUUCGGCGACCCCGCUAAGAUGUCCAAUCCCAACGUCCGUCUUGCUCUACGCGUCCACGACGAAUGUAAUGGUAGUGAUGUCUUUGGGUCUGACAUCUGCACCUGUCGACCAUAUCUGAUCUUUGGCAUUGAAGAGGCCGUCAAGGAAGCACAGAACGGAGGAUCCGGGGUGGUGAUCUACUUCCGUAAGGAAGGUCGCGCCCUGGGUGAAGUGACCAAGUAUCUGGUGUACAACGCUCGCAAGCGUGGAGCCGAUAAAGCAAGCGAAUAUUUCAAGCGCACAGAGAAUAUUGCGGGCGUCAAAGACAUGCGAUUCCAGGCCCUGAUGCCUGAUAUCUUGCACUGGCUCGGCAUUCAAAAGAUUGACCGUAUGCUGAGUAUGUCCAACAUGAAGCACGACGCUAUUGUCGAACAGGGUAUUCCCAUCCACGAACGCGUGCCUAUCCCCGAUGAAAUGAUCCCCGAGGAUUCUCGAGUCGAGAUCGAUGCCAAGAUUCACGCUGGAUACUUUACAACGGGUAAGGUCAUGACUGUGGAGGAAUUGGGCGCCGUCCAGGGCCGUAGUUGGGACGAUAUUGAGCAUUGAGCACUGAAUCCUGAGACUUGAGGGCAAGGCUUUGGUAUGCAUUUGCAUGGCCAUGAAAGGGAAACCAUUUGAUGGAAUAAAGGGGGAAUCAUUUCCUACGCGGGAAUAUCAUGUAGUCACUUGAAAUAAACAAGACGAUAGUACA
Exophiala mesophila is the source of this 1929-nucleotide messenger RNA. RefSeq lists its product as uncharacterized. Gene Ontology annotation, biological process: riboflavin biosynthetic process. Gene Ontology annotation, molecular function: GTP cyclohydrolase II activity. The record is from RefSeq and is a predicted model, not a curated record. The transcript has a single exon. Bases 201 to 1784 code for a protein of 527 amino acids. Lineage: Eukaryota; Fungi; Ascomycota; Eurotiomycetes; Chaetothyriales; Herpotrichiellaceae.